This is a messenger RNA of Dalotia coriaria, 1882 nucleotides long. It is a transcript of the gene Six3, whose product is annotated as homeobox protein SIX3-like. Lineage: Eukaryota; Metazoa; Arthropoda; Insecta; Coleoptera; Staphylinidae. The transcript has 2 exons. The record is from RefSeq and is a predicted model, not a curated record. Gene Ontology annotation, molecular function: DNA-binding transcription factor activity, RNA polymerase II-specific; RNA polymerase II cis-regulatory region sequence-specific DNA binding. Gene Ontology annotation, cellular component: nucleus; transcription regulator complex. Gene Ontology annotation, biological process: regulation of transcription by RNA polymerase II. The coding region runs from base 165 to 1556 and encodes 463 amino acids.
GCUCUCAGUGACAUUGCAGCGCAAUGAUCGGUGUGAUCCAAAGUUGACUCAUUGACUAUAUUCAUUAAGAGUGUGAUUAAAAACCAUCGAGACAUAGAAAAAAGGAAGAAUUGUUUCGAAGUUAUUGUUUGGUUGUGAAAAUUGCUACCACACUGGCAACCCACAUGGCUCUGGGACUCAAUCCCGGCCUGUGUUCCGGCAGUUCGGGACCGGGCUCCGGCGGGCACUCGGAUACCUCAUCAUCACCGGGUGUCAGCACGGUGACCAUGCCAGUGGCACCAACGCCCAUCAUGCCCAAUCCGAUGUUUGCUCUACCGACGCUUAACUUCACCGUUACCCAAGUGGCAGCCGUGUGUGAAACCUUAGAGGAAAGCGGUGACAUCGAACGAUUAGCAAGGUUCCUCUGGUCGCUACCCGUCGCGCAUCCCAAUAUUGGUGAGCUGAAUAAAAGCGAAGCUGUUCUACGUGCGCGGGCCAUCGUCAGCUUUCACAGCGGCAACUUCCGCGAUCUAUACACCAUCUUAGAAACACACAAAUUCACCAAAACCUCGCAUGGUAAGCUACAAGCAAUGUGGUUGGAAGCACACUAUCAGGAAGCUGAAAAACUCCGUGGGAGAGCACUAGGUCCAGUUGAUAAAUACCGCGUGCGGAAGAAGUUUCCUCUACCUAGGACCAUCUGGGACGGGGAGCAAAAAACACACUGCUUCAAGGAACGCACGAGAAGUUUACUCCGCGAGUGGUAUCUACAGGAUCCCUAUCCGAAUCCUACCAAGAAACGAGAAUUGGCGCAAGCGACGGGACUCACUCCGACGCAGGUUGGGAAUUGGUUCAAGAAUCGACGGCAGCGGGAUCGGGCAGCCGCAGCUAAAAAUAGAAUGCAACAGCAACAGUUAGCCGCGCAAUUGGCGCACCAUGGCAGCGGGGCACGACCACCUCCACUAUCACCAGCACCUCACACCUCGGACAGUGAUAGUGACAUCUCCCUAGGUGCACAUUCGCCUCCGAUUAGCUCACCAGGUCCAAUUAGUUUCCGUUCAUCAUCGCCUAACCCACUCACAAGCUUCAGAUUCGGCCCGCAUUCACCUGGACCCAUGCCACCGCAAUUCCGCUUCGGAGGUCAUACAGCUCCUCUCUUCCGGUUGGACACUGGUCAAUCACCACCUUCGUUUCUUGGCCAUCAAUUCAACCUAGGUCAAAAAUAUCGACCUGACUCACCGCCUGAAACAGCCGCGAAUUACUCACGCACCGAUACUGAUAGUCCCAUCAACGUGGAUUCCACUGAUAUUAAAGAUUCUUCGGAUGAACAGACCACGCUUACAAGACACUCACCACCAAUGAAUCUUCGUAUUUCUGAUCACAUCCGAGGCGAUAUUCGUGUACCCGAACCAAUGCGGCUCACACAACCGUUGAGUAUACAAGUGGCUAAGCCACGACAACUACCGCCGCCGCAGACUGCGCUCACGGGGGCGCCGCACACCGGUAUUGUUCGAAUAGCGCCGUCCACUCCGCCGCCCAUCACGCUGCAUCGACCCUUCUCGCCGCCGCGCCUCACGUGAUACGAUGCGGACGCUGGCUGUGAAUAUGUGAAAUAAACGAUGCAAUAUUAAUUCUUACGGCUGGUGGUAAAUUCUUAUAAUCAACGGACAGUGCUUCAAGUGCUGAAUGUUUGUGUUUGUAUAAUGAGAUGUAGAAAUCGUAAUAAUCGAAUAAUUGGAUAACUGGGAGUGAAAGGUUGAAAUUAAACUUUAUAGUCAAUGAGAGGCCGAACAAUGCACACACUGAUACACUGAGACACAUGCACCCACACACGCACAUGUAUUUAUGAUGAAUUUUUUUCAAUUGAAUAGUGACUUGUACAUAACCCUAGCUACCAUUUUAGAUA